AUGGCCCUGGAGGUGGCAGCUCAGGGCAGCGGCCUCUUCUUGUCCUUGUGUCAGCCCCAGGGUGCCUUGGUGGCUCUGCAGCUGGCCAUGGUGGAUGUGUCUGGAGAUCGUGGUGCUCUCCCUGGCUCUGCUGCUGACUUGUGCGUGUCACCAGGCAAAGCACUUCACAGCUCCCUCGUAUCUCUCCAAGGCUCCUUGAAGAGAAAGUUGGUGGUAAAUCUGUCGCCUGUCAACAACAAAAGGCCCAAUGGUGUUUCAGAGAGCUCUUUCCUUGACAUUAAGAGGAUAAGAGUGGGUGAUAAUAUCUCAGUGGGACAAGGUGGACAACAUGUCAACAAUUGCCAAAGCCAGUCAAUGUCAGGAACUAUGUCUGUCGGGCAAGGAUCACAAAGAAAGGCCAGCAACCUAGCAAACAAUACACAUGCUAGUGGGAAUGGCAUGUUUAAUAUGACUUUGAAAGAGGUAAAGAAAGAACCAGGAGAAACGAUGUCCUGCAGCAAACACUUAGAUGCCCAGACAUCCCAUGAGAACGUGUUCCCUAACAGAUAUGGGGAAGACUCAUGGGAACAAAUGAUGGAUCUGGAGCUUCAGGAACUAUUUAAUGAACUGACUAACAUAUCAGUGCCACCAAUGAGUGAUCUCGAGCUAGAGAAUAUGAUAAAUGCCACAAUAAAACAAGAUGAGCCAUUCAACAUUGACCUUGGGCAGCAGAGCCAGAGGGGCCCUGUGAGAUCUCUGCAGAUGGAUAAAAUGGUGAUAAAGAGUGAAUAUGCACCAGGCAUGAAUCAGGCUCCUGUGGGCUCCCCACAGAUGAGGCCUUCUUCUACAGGUCCAGCCUUCACUAUGGCCACCGCUGCCAUGUCCACCUCUUCACCCAUCCCUUCGGUGCCUCAGAGUCAAACACAGGUAUCGCAGGUUUCUUCUGCGUCCAGUCGGCCAUUGCCUAACUGGCAGGAGGUGUCUCAUGCACAGCAGCUCAAACAGAUUGCAGCCAACCGGCAGCAGCAUGCCUUGAUUCAGCAGCAACAGCAGCAGCAGAACCAGACGGCCAACUGGUCCACCUUGUCUCCAUCAGGACCUUCCCCUGGACCCUUUGUGCAAGAGAAAAUCCCCAGUCCUUCUUUUCGCCAGCAGCAGUUCAGCCCACAAAGCUCAGCAAUGCUUGGGGUACCAGUGAAUGGGAACCAGUCAAAAGGGAUGAACAACUAUGUUUAUAAACCAGCCACUCCCCAGAGCAAUCCCAUGGACAUAAUCAUGCAACAGAAGCCUCAGGACAUCAACAGAAACUUUAUCAACAGCGCUCAGCCACCACUAGAGCAGCAUCAUGGCAACACAAAGCCUUUGUUUCACUUUAACUCAGAGCAAACCAACCAGCAGAUGCCUUCAGUUUUGGGUUCCCAAAACAAGCCUGCCCUUCUGCACUACACGCAGCAGGCACAGGGUUCAGCCCCCGUGCAACAGCCACAGCAACAGCAGCAACAACAACCACAGCCGCAGCCUGCUCAGCCUCUCCCAAACCAGUCUCUUCAAAGGCCACCUAAUGUACCCCUAGCAAUGCAGCAAAAAAUGAUGCUUCAGAAAAUGCAGCAAAGCCAGCAAAUCUCAGGUUUGCAGUAUCCAGUCUCUCAGCAGCAUAGACAGGAUCAACACUCUGUGGUAGGCCAGGGAGCUGGCCCCACUCCAAGCUCCAGUUCUUGCUCAAAUCCAAACACUGGAAGUGGUUACAUGAACUCAUCCCAGCAAUCAAUGUUGAAUCAGCAACUGAUGGAAAAGAAACAGGCUCUGCAACGGCAAAUGAUGGAGCAAAAACAACUCCUUCUACAGCAGCAGAUGUUGGCAGAAGCCGAGAAAAUCACUCCACAAGAUCAGCUGAACAGACACUUGACACGACCACCACCAGAUUAUAAAGACCAAAGAAGGAACGUUGUCAACAUGCAACAAGCAAACCAAUAUCCUGGUGGUUCACCAGCUGUCAGUAUGAGCUCCAACAACAUGUCCUUAUCCAACCCAAUUUCAACUCAUAGCAUCAUGCCCCAGAGCUCCAGCCUCAUGUCCACCCCCGCUGGGACCCGGAUGUCUUCUGUUCCUGCCGCUCGGAGUAUGGGCUGCUACGGGAACCUUCCUUGCAACCAACCAAGCGCAUACAACGUGACUUCAGGAAUGAACCAAAUGCAGCCACACAGAAACCAAAAUCAAGUCCUGCCCAGUCAGAAUAACCCCAUGAUGUCUCGACAGCAAACUAUGACGCAGGGAAACAACGUAGCGGCUUUUGGGACAGGGUCGGUGGUCAACUCGCAGCAAGUAAGGCCAAGCUUGAACCAUGGAGCCACAGGUAUCCCUGCGCAAAGGCCAGCCAACGUGAUGAUCACGGCUACUGCCACUGCCCAGAACUGGGCCCCACAAGAAGCUGCAGUGAAGCAGCAGGAUGCACUGAAACCCGCAGGGGUCCGUUUCCCCACCGGCACUCCAUAUCCUAACCAGUCUUUGCAACGCAACGUAGGCAACCAGCAUUUUUCUCAGCGUGCAUUGGCACCUCCUAAUCAGUUAACAGCAGGAGUCCAAAUGAGGCCUCCUCUAAACCAAAUGCACCAGACUCUAAAUGGACAAUCUGCUGGCUCACUACGAGGUCUCAGCAUAAGACCUAACCAGCUGAGAGGACAGACUGUGCCUACCUUGAAUCAGCCAGGAACAAGUAUGACACCUCCGUCAUCUCUGCCAUCAACCAGUUUCACAUCUACCAACCAAAACUCUCGGGCUUACCAAGGAAGUGAGCACGGUAAUGACCUAGCAUUUGACUUUCUGAACCAGCAAGGUGACAGUAUAGGACCUGCGCUCAACAGUGACUCAGACUUUAUAGAUUCUUUACUGAAAACAGAACCUGGUAACGAUGACUGGAUGAAAGACAUCAACCUUGAUGAAAUUUUGGGGAACCACUCGUAA
Molecule: messenger RNA, 2940 nt
Organism: Nipponia nippon (crested ibis)
Lineage: Eukaryota; Metazoa; Chordata; Aves; Pelecaniformes; Threskiornithidae
Source: RefSeq, a predicted model, not a curated record